GACUUUGAUCACAUUAUGGAGGAAGGCUCUGAACUUGACCUCACUUACAUCACAGAGCGGAUUAUUGCUGUAUCGUUCGCUGCAGGCUGUUCUGAGGAAACUUACUUCCACAAUCUACAAGAAGUAACACAAAUGCUCAAAUCCAAACAUGGUGAUAAUUACUUGAUAUUAAACCUCUCUGAAAAGAGGUAUGACCUUGGCAAGCUUAACCCAAAGAUUAUGGAUGUGGGGUGGCCUGAUUUCCAUGCUCCACUUCUUGAUAAGCUGUGCACCAUCUGUAAGGCUAUGGAGUCCUGGCUGGACAAUGAUCCUCAACACGUGGUGGUGAUCCAUUGCAGAGGAGGAAAAGGAAGGAUAGGUGUAGUCAUAUCAUCAUAUAUGCACUUUACCAAUGUUUCUGCAAGUGCUGAUCAGGCUCUAGACAGAUUUGCUAUGAAGAAAUUCUUUGAUGAUAAAGUUUCAGCUUUAAUGCAGCCGUCCCAAAGAAGAUACGUGCAGUUCUUAAGUGGCCUUCUAUCUGGAUCUGUGAAAAUGAAUGCAACCCCUCUUUUCCUGCACUAUGUUAUCCUUCAUGGCAUCCCCAACUUAGAUGCUGGGGGAGCUUGUUGGCCUUUUCUGAAGUUAUACCAGGCUAUGCAGCCAGUUUAUACAUCUGGAAUAUAUAGCAUACAGUCAGAAAAUCAAAGUCGAAUCUGCAUUGCUAUAGACCCUGCCCAGCUUUUGAAAGGAGAUAUUAUGAUAAAGUGUUAUCACAAAAAAUACAGGUCAGCUACUCGUGAUGUGAUUUUUCGCCUUCAGUUUCACACUGGAGCUAUUCAAGGACAUGGCUUGGUGUUUGGCAAAGAAGAUUUGGAUAAUGCCAACAAAGAUGACCGUUUCCCUGACUACAGCAAGGUGGAAUUAGUGUUUUCAGGAACUCCAGAGAAAAUUCAAGGAUGUGAACACCUUCAUAAUGAUCAUGGAGUAAUAGUUGAUUACAAUACAUCAGACCCACUGAUACGCUGGGAUUCGUAUGAAAAUAUGAGCCCUGAUGGGGAAGUAUUGCAUACCCAAGGAUCCAUUGAUGGCAGUCUGUAUGCAAAAGUGAGAAAGAAGAGCUCUUCAGACGGCAACAUCCCUGGUGUUUCUCAGGGUGUUCAUGUUACAGGCAGUCCUGAUCACAGUGAUCAUACCCUGUCUGUCAGUAGUGAUUCUGGACACUCCACAGCUUCCAUCAGAACAGACAAGACUGAGGAACGCCUUGUCCCAGGAGUUAAAUGGGGUCUGAGCCCACAAGAGAAGGCAGAACUGGACCUGCUACUUAGUGGCUUUGGUCUAGAGGAUUCUGUCAGCACUGCCAAGGAUAUGACUGAUGCUCAAAACAAGUACAGUGCUACUCACCACAUAGUGCCAGCUCACAUUCACAUGAAUGAAGUCACCAAAAUGAAGGACAGGGAGACUGAUAUUCUGGAUGAUGAAAUGCCUAAUCAUGACCUUCACAGUGUGGACAGCAUUGGGACGUUGUCUUCCUCAGAAGGGCAGAAUUCUACCCACCUAGGGAACUUCAGUUGCCACAAGAGCAGUCAAAACUCACUUUUGUCAGAUGGCUUUGGAAGUAAUGCUGGGGAAGAGCAUCGCAAUUUUGUUGCAGACCUGGGCAUUGGUGUGGAUUCUGUCUUUGAGAGGUCAUUUGGAAGCACUGAGCCAAAGUCAACUGAGCAAUUGCAACAGAAUCCUUCUAUCUCACCCCAUCCACAAGCCUAUCACCCAACUAACUACUCUACUCAGACCUGGGUACGCCAGCAGCAGAUGGUCACUGCUCACCAAUAUGGUUUUUCCCCAGAGAAUGAAAUUAGGGUUGGCAUUCAUAACACUGUGGAGAAGUUGGGCAGUGUCCAGAGCCAGUCCCAAGUCCCAGAUGCUCCAACACGUAGCUCUAGCAGCAGAGAUGCUGUGCAGAGAGGGCUAGGAAGCAUGCUGGGUGCUGCAGAAGCUGAAGAACAUGAAAGUGCUGACAAUUUUAAGUCAAGGUCAGUGCCUCAGAGGAACACAAAUGGCCUGGAUGUAGGACAAAAUGCUGGGGACUUGCCAGCUUCUCCAACUUUGGAUAUUGAUCAGUCCAUUGAACAAUUGAACAGGCUGAUCUUGGAGUUAGACCCUACAUUUGAACCUAUCCCAACCCACAUUGACUCUCUCACCAGUGACAGAAAUCAAGUAAAUGACUUCAGCAGCCUUGAUGCACACAUGGAAGAGCUUAACAGUAGUUCUGGCUUCCAUGACAAAUUUGAGGUCAGAAGCAGGAAUGCCUCUGGAUAUGCAACAGGUAUGCAAGAUGAUGAUGCAACAGGGAAAAGGCUCAGAAAGUUAAGUGUUGGGCAGUAUGACAAUGAUAUUCCUGGGGAAUCAUCACAUAACAGGUGUGGAUGGAUGAAGUCUGCUAGUCACCAGGCUGUAAUUCCAAGAUCACCGGUUGCUGAAGGGAAAACUAAGGAGAUGAUUGUUGUACAUUACCAAGAUGAAAUAGAUGGGGGCAUCUUCUCUGCAAUAAAAAAUGGAAAUGAAGCUGUCACAUUCACAUCAACUUUUCCUCUGUCACCAGAGGUGACAUAUGUGACAGCACAUCCACCAUGCCAUCAGCAGAUUCCCUCCAGCCAAAAGGUCAGCAGCCCAUCAGAGCUGUACAGAACCAUUUCUAAAUCUCAAAGUUACACGGAGGCCAUUAACCUCUCUGUGGUGAUGUCUGAUGGCACCGUGGGCACUAACUCUUCUUUGCUGAGGGCCAACAUGCAGACUGAUCCCUCUUUUCAGCGCUGUUUUGCAUCUUCAUCUACUAUUACAAAUAGCAGUCCUAUCCCAGGGGCAGAAAGCUCUUCUGUCACAGAAUAUCCUUGGCUUGAAAACAGCUCUAAAGCUUCCCUGUCAACCCAGUUUUCAGUGGGAAACACCAGGCAGCCAGGAGGUUACCUUGUGCCCUCUGAAUUUUCAAGUGCUGUGCAGGAUAUCUCUCUCCUGUCUCAUUUCCAAACUCCAGGAAUGCAAGUUGUCACCCUGAGCAACCUGGAGAGUUCACCAGCAAAGCCACACCAAGAACAUGGUAUCAGCAGCAGUGCCCAUGCCUACCUGAGCUACAGCACUGGUACCAGGGACAGUAGCUCAUCCCAAGAGGAGACACAAGCUACUUGCAUAGCCAAUGCUAGCACAUCUAAAACGUUGAGCUCAUCAGUGGCAAGUGCUGAUGACAAUGACUUUUUGAUGCAGAACUUUCUCACAGUGACCUCUGGACACAACAGCCGGAACAGUGCAGUUUCACAUCACCAUGGAGGGAACCUACAUGCUCAACCUCCUCUUCCAGAGAAGACGAGGUCCUCUGAAGGAGAAUGUUCCGUUUACUCUGUGUCACCGUCUUCAAGUGGCUUCUCUAGCCCUCACAGUGGAAGCACAAUCAGUAUUCCCUUCCCAAAUGUCCUCCCAGAUUUCUCAAAAAUGUUAAGCCCUUCUCCAGUGCCAGAAGACACGGCUGAUAAACAUGUGACCGUAAAAUUUGUUCAGGACACAUCCAAGUUCUGGUAUAAGCCAGAUAUUUCAAGAGAACAAGCCAUUGCUGUUCUCAAGGAAAAGGAACCUGGGUCUUUCAUUGUUCGAGACAGUCAUUCUUUCCGGGGAGCCUAUGGGCUAGCAAUGAAAGUUGCCACACCACCUCCUUCUGUGCUACAGUUAAAGAAAGUUGGAGAUUCAUCAAAUGAACUUGUAAGGCAUUUUCUGAUUGAAUGUACUCAGAAGGGGGUACGCUUGAAAGGAUGCCCGAAUGAACCAUAUUUUGGGAGUUUGACAGCUCUAGUGUAUCAGCAUUCCAUCACUCCACUGGCAUUGCCCUGCAAGCUCCUCAUCCCAGACAGAGAUCCCUUGGAGGAGAUAGCAGAAACUUCUCCACAAACUGCUGCAAACUCAGCUGCGGAGCUUCUCAAACAGGGUGCAGCUUGUAACGUUUGGUACCUGAAUUCAGUGGAGAUGGAGUCCCUCACAGGAUACCAGGCAGUACAGAAAGCUUUGAGCCUGACGCUGAUGCAAGAUCCGUCUCCUAUCUCAACCGUUGUCCAUUUCAAGGUGUCUGCUCAGGGAAUCACACUGACAGAUAAUCAAAGAAAACUCUUUUUUCGGCGACAUUAUUCAGUCAACACUGUUAUUUUCUGUGCUUUGGAUCCACAGGACAGAAAGUGGAUGAAAGAUGGUCUUUCUGCAAAAGUGUUUGGGUUCAUUGCCAGGAAGCAAGGCAGUGCCACAGACAACGUAUGCCACCUCUUUGCAGAGCAUGAUCCAGAACAACCUGCCAGUGCUAUUGUAAACUUUGUAUCAAAGGUCAUGAUUGGAUCCCAGAAGAAGAUCUGAUGCCUUUCCAUCCUUGAUUCAGAACUCUUUGCUGGCUUCACUGAAGGAAAUCACUGUGAGAGGGAGAAAAACUAUUGAGCAACAAUGUCUGAAUAUUGUCAUUCCCAAUAAUGAAAGCAGAGGAUGAUCUGUGUAUUGUGUUUGCAAGACCUCAAGCUUUUAUUUCAAGGUGCAUUAUUUCUUUGUUUUUAUAUCAGAGGACAAAACAAAAGAAGCUGGGUGCCACCCUAAAUCACGUAGCCCUUACCUGAAUGAAGCAUAAAUGAAGAACUUUCCUCCUGAUGAGUUCUAAUGUAUCUUCAUAUGCUGUUUCUCAUAGUUUAUUGGAGCAGAAAUACUUAGUAGAUUGCACUACUUUUUUGUUCAGGAAGUGUUUUGUAAAGCCUCCUCAAAGACACUUGCCAUGAUUGCAUUAAUGGUAGUUACAGGCCUUGCAAACAUACUUUUAGGAGAGUGAUCAUCUGAGGAAAACUAUUUGCUCUUCCCUAUGUCUUUGUGAUCAGUGAUGAGAAUUGAAUGGAGAAACGGGAAGAUGCAUGUGAAGAGAACGUUUGUGCAAGUUGUUUUGUGGUAAGAAAGGAGUGGCAGUAUGGAAUAUUCAGGAAGAUUGCUCUGUAUUUAGUGUUAAGAAGGCUGAGCUAUUUUAGUUUGAAAAUUUUUCAGUAGAGCAGAAGUGGCAAAACAAAAAGAGGUGUGAAAAUCUCUUCUGUAAUUGAGGGGGGGGUUGUAAUUUUUUUAAUAUGGAGAACUAGGCAGGGGAGAUUAAGCAUUUUAUAAUUACAGGAUAAAAAUGAGAGGAAAGCAAAGAGAAAGAUUGUAUAAUUUAUGCAUUUUCACCAGUGACAGAUUAUUUAUAGUGAAUCUCAGAUCUUGGUAUGCCAGAGAGAUAAUUCUUAAACUAGACCACUGUUGAACUUUACCUUUAGCACUAAUUUGUGUAAGCAAAUGUGUGUGUAGGCUGGGCCUUGCUAGAGAAAAUAGUCUGAUAUUUUGUCUUUUGUCUUACAGUGACAACACUCUUCCCAUUUUCUGCCUCUGCAACACUGUUUUAUUCCCCUACAUAAUGUGUAACUAUAUUUACGGACUCUUCUACCCCAUUAUUUUGCUGGAGUUCUGAGGAUUAUUUUACCUUUUUUUUUUCAUCUAUAGGAACUAUAUUGAUUUGUUAUUCCUUGAGCUAGAGAAUCUGAAAGUGAAUUGAAUUUAUUUUGUUACUUCGUCCCAUUUCUUGAGAGCAUUUAUGUCAUGAUUUCUGCAUCCAGCACACUUGUGCAUAUCUCUUUAUCUUUCUUAACACAUUGAUAUAUGAAAUGCAUAAGAAAGUACUAUUUAGCUUUAUGGAAAAUUGAUGCAGUAGGUUACAGUGGAAGCCUGAAGUGGAAGGGAGAGUAAGCCACUGAAAUCUCCUGUGCAGUUCCCAUUCAUUCAAAAAGAGCAGUACUAGACCCCUGUAUCAGAACUGAUGGUUAUAAUGCAACUUUAGUGGGGCAAGUGCUGAAAAAUUUCAUUGCUUCUAUUUCUUUCAUGUACAGCUGUCAACAUUAUGUUAAAAACCUGAGGAAUAAAAUAACAUUUUGUAUUUUGUAUGUUGAUAGAUGAGCCACUUUAUCCACUUGUAGAUUUUAAUCCUUUUAUCUGCCAAUUUGAACUAUAUUUGCCCUGUAUAAAAUAUGUUUUUUUUAACAGCUCUCUCUGUAUUUCCUGAAGUGUUGGGGCCAUUUUAAACCUUUUUCAGUGACCAUAGCUGAAGUGUUACCAAAUUAUUUGUGUAACUACCAAUUUUGUGUAAAUAAUUUUAUGUUUUUUAAGAGGAAAGUGAGGAGGAAGAGAGAGAGAGAAGAAAUACUUGAAGUUUGAUGUAUUUGGACCAGAAAGUGGUCUGUUAGUAGCAGCAGGCAUUGGAUAUCUGUAGAGGGGUGAAGCAAUUCAAAGUGCGGAAUUCAAUAGUUAUCCAUUGAAGCAAAAAAGGCAAGUACCUCUGAUCAGUAACAUAUAAUUCUGUUCUUUUGGCACAGAGGUAUACUACUUAACAGUGUUUAUGUACCAUCCAAAAAAAGAAUGCAGUUCUUACAACUAGGAGCUUUGCUCCUUUUAUAAAAUAUGCGAACAAGUUUUCUUUUAAUAUUCUUUUGGUAUAGUAAGGUUCCAGUUGCGUAAUCUCAUCACCCUGUUGGAGCCCACAGAAAUUCUUCAGCUGACAUUAAAAGUAGAUUUAAGUCCCACUUAGAUUUUAAGCUGAUGUGUCGUAAGAAUUGAAAUGAGGAGGAUUUUUAAACUAUAUUUUUUCACUUAUGUAGAUAAUAAAUUUUAGUGUAUCUUCUUAGACACUAAGUGUUGGCCUUUGGGCUGAAAACAAAAUGUCUUUUUUUCCUGUAUAUUGUCAUUUCCAUUCAGGACCUUAUUUUAUAUUCCUUGUGCUUUCUCAAGGUGUGCUGAAUUCAAAAGCAUGAGGGAUUGCAUGCUGACACUCCUGGUGGUAUUUUCUGGGAGUCUAGCUCUACUUGCCAAGUGGGAAAAAAGAAGUUACCCUGUUUCUCAGGGAGAUUUUCUAUUUUGCAUUCCCUUGGAUGGUAUAUUGCCAUGUGCAUUUGCUUUUUAAUGAAUUUUAAAAUGGACAAAGCAAGAUAGUUCAGUAUGUAACAUUAUGUAGUCUGUGUAGGAAAAUACUAAUGGAACUUACAUGUUCAUGGCAAAUAUAAGAUUACUUUCAAGAUUUUUGGUAGAUAUGUAUAUACAAUUUCAUAACUAAUAGCAGCAAGUUGACAUAUAUAUUUAGCCAGACUCCAGUUAAUGUGGUUCAUAAAUACGCUAUUAUAAUCAUACAGUGUUAAACUACAAAAAUGCUAAAAGCCAUGCUUUAUAUUAACGGUUUCAUGUAUCCAACACUCUCAUUAUAUAUUUAGUAUUUCUUUCUUGUUUUUUCCUACUAGUGAAAAUUUUAAGUUUUUUUCUUCAAACUGUAAAGAAGCAUCUAAAAGUCUUCAGUAUAUAAAUGAAUGUUCUGUAAAUUCUUUGUAUAGUCAUUUUCUAUGCUCUUCAGAUACCACCUCUUUCAGAUUAUAAUAAAAUUACAAAAGUGAAAUUCCACCACUCGGUGUCACAGGGCAGUCUAUUCUGAAUGAAAGUUACCUUCUGGCAUUUGAAAUCAGCUAAUAAGCAAAACCUUCUUCAUGAAUGAAGAAUAAUUUGAGUGCUUAGUUGUAAGAAAUGUUUGAGAUUUCUUUCAAGGACUUCAGAUGAGCCUGUUAGUGGUUCAAGUCAGUUGAAGUGUAUGAUUUUCCUAGUUAAUUUGUGGUUAUAAUGGUAUAAAAGUAUCUAUUGCUUGCACUGCAUAUUUCAGUGUAAGAAGGAAGAAUAUGAUACCAUCCUCUGAGAUACUGUAACCAUUUAACUUUGCCUCCACUCUGCUUACACUGGAAAACCUUCCAGAGGGGGCUGAGAAAUUCAACCCCUGUCUGAAACAGUGCAUCAGCCAGACAGUGAAGAUUGAGUUAUAUACAUGCUUUAUCAGGGUUAUUUCUGAGACUGAUAAACUCUGGUAUGUCAUGCUUAUGCCCUUUCUGUGAGUGUCUUGGUUUGAAAAAACAGGUGUCUGCUGAGGAAGGCAGGAGCCUCUCCUGAAAUGGAAAAUGUAAACCCCCUCCCUCUGAAUUGUUAUAAUUUUGAAAUUAAGGGGCUCUCAGGCAAAGAUAUGGGAAAAGGAAUAACAGUUCUUUAUUAGGGGAGAAAAUGAAAAUAAAAAAUGCAAUGAUACAAAACAACACUGACAGAGAAUAUGACCUAACACCCUGUUGUUCAGGGUGUUGGUAGCAGUCCAAUUAAAUGCUGACUGCACUCCUCCUGGAGUUACAGAUAUGGUUCUGUUGAAGCAAUGAUCCUGUAGAAGGGUGUCUUUUUUCCUCUGAAGGCCCAGUCGUGGUGUAGAUGGGCCUGGUCUUCCUCUGGGAAUCCAGUGGAAAAGAAAGCUGCUGCUCUGGUCUAACAGGAGAUAAUAGAAUACAGACCCCCACCCACAUUUUGCAACCCAGGACAGUGAGGCAUACAGUGGCAGGAAUUUUUCAUUUUGUGUGCUUGACUGUCAUUCAUCAGCACCAGUGAUUGUGAGGUUUAUGCAUGGUUGUAAAGUGACAUUUGUCUAUUAAAAGUGUUGGUCUUUUAUUAGAAUGAAUUAUAAUGUGAAACAGAUGACAAGGAUGCAAUAGUAAAAUGAUCUUUUGUGUCAGGAGUCCAUUCUCUCCUGUUAAACUUUUGUCCUUGAACCUGGAUGCCAUUGUGUAUGUGUGCUGCUGUUAGGUGUAUUUUAAGGCUGCUCUGGAGUGUCUUUGCUCCAGUGGAAGAAAAUCUGCUUUCAGGAUUCAUCCUAGAUAGUUUCACACUAGUUCAUAUGCAGUUGUUCUUAUACCAGUGUUCCCUUAGUAUGAAUAACUGUCCUCUCCUUGAGAUAUUUAUAGCAGGAGUUCUGCUCCCCCUCAGUCUUCUUUUGGCAAGGCUAAACAAAAGCAUUUGGCUUUUAUGUGCUUUUGUGUUUGAAAGGCUGUUUUUUGUCCAAUAUGUAAUUUGUUUGGAGAGACUCUUAAGUAUACAGCCAGACACUGUAUAAAAAGGGGCAGUAGCUGCUGCCUUCUAAUUUUUAAAAUGUUUGUAUUAGAAAACUCUUGCAACCAGAAAACUCGGCCCACAAGAUAGGCAGAGUAAAUCUUUCAUCUGCUUCUGCUGUUGAUACCUAGAAUAAAGGUUACAGUAAUGUAAACUGUAUCCAGGGGUGUGGACGAAGGAAAUUACAAGGGCAAAUAGCUGAAGAAGUUUUUAAAAGCCAAAGUCAGAAACAGGAAACUUGCAGGAGACCUAGCGCAUCUGGCAAGCUACCAAGAGGGCAAUGGGGAGCUUUUUAGAGAAUUAAAGGAUCUUACUGAAUAACUGAGAAGGGAUUUGCAUCACAUGUCACAAGGGAUAUCAAAUCGGAACUGUUCCCUUUCUUUGAAGACAUUUACUGUCUCACAAGGUACAAAUAUUUGGACCAGUUUUAAUGUUUUAUUAUUUGCAGAAUCACAGGGUGGUUGAGGGUGAAAGGGACCUAAAGAGAUCAUCUAGUCCAACUGUGUAGCUUAAAUAAGGACAUCUAGAGCCAUUUGCCCAAACAGCUUAAAUUUACCAGGGGUAGAAUCUCCAGUCUCCCUGAUCAAUCGGUGGUAAUUCUUAGUCACCCUCACAGUGUUUCUUAAUAUUCAGAGCUAACCUCCUGAGUUUCAGUUUGUGCAAAUCACCUCUUGUUCUGUUAAGGAGCAUCACUGGAAAGAGUCUGGCACCCUCCCUGUAUUUAUACACAUUGAUGAGCUGAGCCCUCUUUGCCAGGGCACAGCUUCCACAGCCUCAGUUUUGUGUCAUCAACAAACUUCCUGAGGAUACACUCUGCCUGAUCAUUCAUCCAGAUUAUCGAUUAACAAGGUAUGAAGGACCCGACCCAGUAUGGACCCCUGGGAUAGACCACUAAUUACUGGCCUCCAACUAGACCUUGCACUGCUCAUCAGCAGUGUUGGUGCCCAGCUAUGCAGGCAGUUUUCAAUCCACUUUACUGUCUGCCUAUCUAUGUACAUCAACAGCUUGUUUAUGAGGGUAUUAUCUGAGACAGUGUCAAAGGCCAUACUGUAGUCCAGGAAGACAGUAUCUACUGGUUUUCCUUGAGCUAAGCCAGUAAUUUCAUCAAUUACUUCCCUUUAAUGAAGGUAGAUCAGCGAUUACUUCCCUUUAAUGAAGCCAUGCUGACUCCAUGGAGGUAGACAGGGGGCUGGAGUACCUCCCCUGUGAAGACAGACUGAUGUGGAUGGUGUAGCCUAAUAAAGUGAAGGCUCCUGGGAGACUAUAACCUUCCAGUACUUAAAGAAGGCUUACAGCAAAGAUGAGGAAGGACUUUUUAUCAGGCAGUUUAGUGAUCAGAUGAUGGGUAGCAGAGUAAUAAUUUUAAAGAGAAAGAGGGUAAGUUUAGAAGAAGAAAUUCUUUGAGUCAAAGGGUGGUGAGGCACUGGAACAGGUUGUCUAGAGAAGCUGUGGAUGCCCCAUCCCUGCAAGUGUUCAAGGCCAGGUUGAAUUGGGCUUUAAGCAAGCUGAUCUAGUGGAAGAUGUUCCUGCCCUUGUAGAGAUCUUUAAGGAUCUUCUCCAACUCAAAAGCAUUCUAUGAUCUAUGAUUCUGUGGCCCACAAACAGGUGGUGCUUUGCCUUGUAAAGAUUUCUUCUCUAGGUACACAAUUUCAGCAGUGUUUUAUGGAAGGUGUUCUGGGUUGCAGCUAAUCACUGGUGCCUUUACAGUAAGGUAAGCAGUGUUUACGAAUGGAUUCACCUCAGAUUUCUGCAUGACCUUUUAAAAAAACUAAUUCUUUAAAAUCAUUAAAGUACAUUUUCAUAAUGUAAAAAUCUUCUAAUGUCUUUAGUAGUGUUAUUUGAAGAGUUGUUUAAAAAGCAGAACUUGCUUUUUAUGUAACAAUGAAUUAUUUUCUGUUACAUACUGUCCUCAAAUUUUGUUUUAAAUAUCUACAACUAUUUGUAUCCAGUCUAAUUAAAUCUGACUUUUGGAUUUUUUUCUGUUGCCACCUGUAUUAUGUACAACUUCUAACCACUUCAGUCUCUUUCCAUAACAAGUAUCUGGUACCAGGUAUUUGAAAUAGCACUUAGAAGUCUGUUAAGGAUUUUCAUGAGGAAAUGUGGCUUAACAUGUGUCAGUAUGUUCUGUCACAAGGCAAUUAAGAAAAAAUCCCUAAAGGUUGUAUUGAGCAUGUAGUGGCAUAACUACAGUAUAUGGUAUAUACAUGCACUGAAACUUGUAUGUAAAUUUGUUCCUGUCAAAUAUAUAUUUAGUCUCAUGCCAGUUGAAGAGCAUCCAGAUUUGGUAUUUUUUCUGUAUUACUUCUUACAUGGGACCCAUCCACACCUGUUUCUCAGCAGAAAUGGAAUAAACAUGGUUUGAAUCUCUUCAGUGGCAACAGUUAGUCACCUUUCACUGUAACUUAAAACUUUUGUGCCUUAUUUUGUUAGAAUAACAUGUUGAAUAGCUCAGAAUUUUGCUUGCUCCUACCUAUGAUACAUUUGUUAGGUGUGGAAUACUUCCUGGCCUAAACCUUAGUCCAGUUCGUUGAGUGACAUGCAGUCUGAGUGUACAUUUUCCUGUGUGCACUGUCACACAAUGUAUUGGUUUUGCAUGCCCUGGCUUUUGGUAGCAGGGGGGCCACAGAGGUGGCUUCUAUGAAAAGCUACUAGAAGCUUCCAUCAUAUAAGCCAAUCUCUGAUGGGUCUGAAGAUGGACAUGCUGCUGGCCAAAGCUGGGCCAAUUAGAAAGGUUGGUAAUGUCUCUGUGAUAACAUAUUUAAGAACAGAAUCAAAAAGUGAGGGCACAGUUUUCCCUAGCCAGAGAUGCCUGUAUAACUUAGAUCAAAGUUACAAAGUGCUUAUAUAGCUUGAGUUAUAAUAUAGCUGUAUAACCUGAUGUAUCUAUAUAAACUGAUAUCAAUAUAACCCAAAGAAUGACUUUUUAUGUAUCUGUAUAACCUGAUACCUGUGUAACCUGAAUAAUAGUUUUUUAUACCUAUAUAGCAUGAUACAACUUUUUAUACAAGGUAUUGGCUAGUAUAUGGUUAACUAAUUGCUUACUGCUGAAUAGACAAAAAAGGAAGAAAAAAUCACCAGGUGGAUAGCUUUAGAGAUAGAUAAGUAUAGUGCUAAUGAAAAAUUGGCAAAUACAAAGCCAGUUAGCCACAAACCAAAGAAUUUAGGCCGGUUAAGAGCAGACACAUCAAGGAACACCAUAACUGUACAUGAUCCAAAGACAAAGUUGAAAAGUUCAGAUGUGAGGAAGACUUUGGAAGCCUUCAUCAAAGAUCCCUGAUAACCCCCAAAUUGGGGAGAUGUGAGCACAGUGCAAAAGAACUAAUAACCCUGAGAUCAUACAAUGUAAAUUAGUUCUGGCAUGUACAUGAUGAUGUUGUAGCUGCAUAAUGAUGCUAAGCAAUACUUACUGUAUAAAUAUACCACAGUGUGGAGGCCUUUGAGCCUAUUAGGGAAACUUCUAGGGUAUUUCCUUGGAAGAAUUUACUAGACACUUCGAGAAUAUCUCACUCCUCAGGGUGAGUCAAAAGGGGCUUCUCCCAUGAUGCCCUGCGACAUUAUGUUAAUCUGUGCUUUCCGCAUAGGUCACUGCCCUUUGCCCUGCCCUUGUACUACCCCUGUGGUCCCAUAUGAUUGGCUCCUGACUCUAUAGUUAACUCAGAGCCCUGCACU
Molecule: messenger RNA, 12630 nt
Organism: Melozone crissalis (California towhee)
Lineage: Eukaryota; Metazoa; Chordata; Aves; Passeriformes; Passerellidae
Gene: TNS3
Product: tensin 3
Exons: 26
Coding region: 16-4365 (1449 amino acids)
Biological process (GO): dephosphorylation
Molecular function (GO): phosphatase activity; protein binding
Source: RefSeq, a predicted model, not a curated record